UAGAAUAUUAAAAAUAUAAGUGAAAAAUAAUCUCUUAAAUCUUGUUAUGUGUUCGUAUUUCCUGCUGAGUGAACAAAUUGUGAACUGUCAAUUUUUUUUGAUUGACCCAUCGCAACUCUCCAAAAUUUUGCUGAUAAGAGGGAUAAUUUCAGAUUAAACAAAGAAAUGAAUUCCGAUUUCGAAAAUGUGAACAGUCAUUUACCCAUAUAUAAUGACAGAAUCAAAGAAGAACAAGAAUCUUUUUGCACUCACAGUAUGGACAAGAAUAAUUCCUCUAAAAUUAGUGCAGAACUCAGGAAUUCUAAAAAGAGCGAGAGUCUCUUCAAUCAAAUAGUUGCAUUCAACAAAAGAACGAAAGACCAACAACAAAGAAAUGAACUCGGCACUUUUAUACUUUUAGGUGUUAUGUUUCUUCUAUUUGUCAUCAGUGCAACAGGACUUUUUGUAAUGUGGUUUACUGAGUACUACAAUGACACAAUGCUUUCGAAUAUAGUACUAGCAGAAAAUUCUGAAACUGCGGAAAGUUGGAAAAGUCCCCAACCGAAAUAUGACACUCUACUAAAAGUACACAUAUUUAAUUAUACAAAUAUUAAAGAAUAUUUGUUAGGACUGGAGGAGAAAAUAAAAGUGGAAGAUAUCGGUCCUUUAACAUACAGAGAACAUACAACGAAAGUGAAUGUAUCCUUCAAUAAAAACUUCACUGUUACAUUUAGGGAUCACAGAUCGUACGAGUUCUUGCCAGAGAAGUCAACAUGUGGCCAACAUGACACAUUUAUUUUACCAAAUGUUCCCUUAUUGACAGCUGCAGUAAAAAUAGAAAAAAUGAAUCGGUUUAAAAAACUAGGAGCAACCGGUCUUAUUAACUCAUUUAAAGAAGACGUUUUUAAAAGGCUCACUGCUCACAAUUUCUUAUGGGGUUAUCGUGAUAGAAUUGUAGCCCUUGAUUUUGGAACUGGAAAUACGCAUUUUGGACUUUUAAUGAAUCGUAAUGGAACUAGUGUUGAUUCUUUGCAAAUAAAUACUGGAGUUGAUGAUAUACGUAAAUUUAGUACAAUAACUCAAUUUAAUGGUAUGCCAACAAUGGACUUUUGGAGUGAGCCAGAGUGUAACAGAAUAGAUGGCUCAGAUGCAUCAAUGUUUCCACCUUAUUUGAUAGAAAAUCGUACACAACUAAAUGUUUUUCUACAAGUUCUAUGUAGAAAGGUGCCUUUGGAAUUUGAGAAAGAAGUCACAAUUUUUGAUGAUAUAGAUGCGUUACGAUAUCGUACACCACUCACAGUUUUUGGUAAUCCACAAACAAACUUAAAUAAUGCUUGUUACUGUCAUAAUACUGAAAAAUGUUUGCCAAGUGGUGUCAUAAAUGCUACUAAAUGUUAUAAUGGUGCUCCUAUAUAUCCUUCUUUUCCACAUUUCUUUUCUGGAGAUAAAGAAGUAUAUAAACACUUGGAAGGAAUUAAUCCUGAUGCAAAUUUACAUCAAACUUUCGCCGAUAUUCAUCCAAGAUUUGCUUUUCCUAUUGGAGGUGCUUCACGUAUACAAAUAAAUAUUGCAGUACAAAAAACAAAUUUAAUUAAACGACAAAUUGAACGUUUCGAGGAUUUUACUAUUUUACCACUGAUCUGGAUAGAAAUAACACCAAGUGAUUACACAGAAGAAAUAAUUAGCAAACUCUAUAUAAGCACAGUUGGAAUAAAUGCAAUACAAUUGACACUAAAAUAUGGAACAUUGCUAGUUUGUAUAGUAUCAUUUAGUUUAAUUAUAGCUGCGUCCUACUCAUUAAACAAGAAAAGACUAAAUCAACUUGAGAAAGAUGGAGAAAAAGACUUUACUGCCAAAUACGAUAUACAAAAUGCGCAGCAACGAGUAUUCCUAAACGAAUAUUCAGAAUCUUAAUUUUAAAUAUAAAUUCUUUUACAAUUGUAAAUAUAAUCUAAAUAGAUAUACAAAAACAAUAUUUGUUUUAUGCUCAAACGAAUUUUCGACUAUUAUAGUGUGGAAUAUAUAAGUAAGUACUCCAAUGUCAAUCGUACCUACAUAUAUAGCAAAAUAAUUAUAAGUUUUAAUAUAAAUAUGUAAUAUGUAUGUAUAUAAGAAUAAAAUAAAAAUAACAGAAUAUAUAUUUUUAGAAUAGAUUAUGAUUUACAUCAAAUUUCCUUAUAUUAACAAUAUUAUUAUAGUGAAUAAAUAAAUUGAUAGUGAAUUAAAAAAAAAUUAAAUUUAAUUAGCCACUCUUAAACGUUUAUUUAUGUAAAAAUUUAAACAGCAGAAAAAAAGUGUUAUGUCAUUUUAACUUUAGUUUUUAGUUUUGGUAAUAAA
This is a messenger RNA of Teleopsis dalmanni, 2316 nucleotides long. RefSeq names its product lysosome membrane protein 2. Gene Ontology annotation, cellular component: cytoplasm; membrane. Lineage: Eukaryota; Metazoa; Arthropoda; Insecta; Diptera; Diopsidae. The record is from RefSeq and is a predicted model, not a curated record. The transcript has 7 exons. Gene Ontology annotation, molecular function: scavenger receptor activity. The coding region runs from base 166 to 1893 and encodes 575 amino acids.